AUGGAGACUCUCCAAAGCUGUCAUCUGCCAGCCCAGAUGGACUGGCUUUCUGUUUCCUGCGCGUGGAGACAGCAAAACCGGAAAGGAUCCUGUGAUCACAUGGAAAAUAUUUAUGGCUACUUAAUGAAAUAUACCAAUCUCGUCACUGGCUGGCAAUAUCGAUUUUUUGUUUUAAACAACGAUGCUGGCCUGCUGGAGUACUUUGUGAAUGAGCAGUCUAGACACCUGAAGCCCAGGGGUACCCUGCAGCUGGCUGGAGCUGUAAUUUCACCCAGCGAUGAAGACUCUCACACCUUCACAGUCAAUGCUGCCAGCGGGGAGCAGUAUAAACUCAGAGCUACUGAUGCUAAAGAACGGCAACACUGGGUUAGCAGGCUACAGAUAUGCACGCAGCAUCACACGGAAGCUAUUGGAAAGAACAACCCUCCUCUGAAAUCUCGCAGCUUCUCUCUUGCAUCCCAAGGAAGUGCCAACUCUCCUGGUGUGCAAAGGCGACUCAGUCAAAAUGCAGUUUCCUUUUUCAAUGUUGGACAUCACAGAUUGCCAACUGGAAAAAGAGUUCCUAUUAUGCAGCCAGAUCACCUUGUAGACGUUAGAGAGAUGAUGUCUCAGGCUGAGGGCCAGCAGAGAGACUUGAUCAGGAGCAUAGAAUGCCUUCCUGUCUCCGGUCACCUUACAUCCUUGGAUCAAGACCUAUUAAUGCUCAAAGCAACUUCCAUGGCAACCAUGAACUGCUUAAAUGACUGUUUCCAUAUUCUCCAGUUACAACACGCGUCUCAACAAAAGGGAUCCUUACCCGCAGGAACAACUAUAAGUUGGUUGGAACCGAAGAUAUCUCUGGCAAACCACUUCAAAAAUGGAGCAGCUCAGAAUUUCCCAGCAGAGAUAAACAAGCCAGCAUCUGUCAGAGAGGAGCAGUCCAUUGUAGAGCCCUGCCAGCUAACAAGGGAACCUGAAGAAAUAAAUUCAGAUGAGGAGCUGGAGGAUAUCUGUGAUGAUAAAGAAGAUGAUCUAGGAGCAGUGGAAGAGCAGCGCAGUGUUAUCUUGCAUCUCUUGUCUCAACUGAAACUUGGCAUGGACUUAACAAGAGUGGUUCUUCCCACUUUUAUUUUAGAGAAGCGAUCGUUGUUGGAGAUGUACGCGGACUUCAUGUCUCACCCAAAUCUCUUCGUUGCCAUCACAAACGGCGCUACCCCCGAGGAGAGGAUGAUCCGCUUUGUUGAGUAUUAUCUCACUUCAUUUCACGAAGGUCGCAAAGGAGCCAUUGCAAAGAAACCAUACAACCCAAUCAUCGGGGAGACCUUCCACUGCUCCUGGAGAAUGCCCAAGGGCCAAGUAGCCACUGAUGCUGGCAAUAACUUCUCUGCUCACUCACCUUCAGAGCAAGUAAUUCUGUCUAAAGAUGUAGAAGGCCAAACAGAGCUGGACUACUAUACGGUGAAAUUUGUAGCCGAGCAAGUGUCCCACCAUCCUCCUGUCUCAGGGUUUUACGCUGAAUGUGUAGAGAGAAAGAUGUGUGUCAAUGCCCAUGUCUGGACAAAAAGUAAAUUCUUAGGAAUGUCAAUAGGAGUGACAAUGGUUGGUGAGGGUCUCUUAAGUCUCUUGGAACAUGGGGAAGAAUACACGUUCUCUCUGCCCUGUGCUUACGCUCGCUCAAUUUUAACUGUUCCCUGGGUAGAACUGGGAGGAAAAGUCAAUAUUAACUGUGUGAAGACUGGGUAUUCUGCAAGUAUUAACUUUCACACCAAGCCCUUCUAUGGUGGCAAAUUGCAUCGAGUUACUGGUGAAGUGAAGCAGAACACGACGAACACAGUGGUGUGCAGAGUGCAAGGGGAGUGGAACAGCGUGCUUGAGUUCACCUACAGCAACGGGGAGACAAAAUACGUGGACUUGACAAAGCUGUCUGUGACAAGAAAGCGAGUCCGGCCCCUUGAGAAACAAGGACCGUUUGAAUCCAGGAGGCUGUGGCAGCAUGUAACAGAGUCUCUGCGGGAUGGAGACAUUGAUAAGGCUACAGAGCACAAGCGGGCCCUUGAAGAACGACAGAGGAAUGAAGAGAGGCUUCGUGCUGAAACAGAAACACCUUGGUGUACUAAAUACUUCCUUAAAGAAGGAGAUGGCUGGGUUUAUCAUAAACCCCUCUGGAAAACAGUCUCUACUGCACAAACUCAGCAAACGGAUGCUAACUAGAAAAGCUGCUUUAAGAUGAGUUUUCUGAUUUUCCUCUCCUUUUCCUCUGUCUCUCAAAACACAGUAAUUACACUGAGUGUCCCCUUUUUAUGUAAUUUUGAAAGUUUAAAUGAGCAUAAAAAAAUAAAUAUACUAGGGCACUUUAAAGCUAUUUAAAAAAAAAUAAAGUUGUAGAGACAGACUUGCCAGGUACAUUCAACCAACUUGUUUUUUGUAUGAUCCAAGAGAUUUUAUCUGAA
Molecule: messenger RNA, 2429 nt
Organism: Antrostomus carolinensis (chuck-will's-widow)
Lineage: Eukaryota; Metazoa; Chordata; Aves; Caprimulgiformes; Caprimulgidae
Gene: OSBPL11
Product: oxysterol binding protein like 11
Exons: 14
Coding region: 1-2190 (729 amino acids)
Cellular component (GO): cytosol; Golgi apparatus; membrane
Molecular function (GO): sterol binding
Source: RefSeq, a predicted model, not a curated record